This is a messenger RNA of Cryptosporidium ubiquitum, 3795 nucleotides long. RefSeq names its product exportin 1. Bases 1 to 3795 code for a protein of 1264 amino acids. The transcript has a single exon. Gene Ontology annotation, biological process: protein export from nucleus; ribosomal large subunit export from nucleus; ribosomal small subunit export from nucleus. Gene Ontology annotation, molecular function: small GTPase binding; nuclear export signal receptor activity. Gene Ontology annotation, cellular component: nucleus; cytoplasm. NCBI's taxonomy places the organism in Eukaryota, Apicomplexa, Conoidasida, Eucoccidiorida, Cryptosporidiidae. The record is from RefSeq and is a predicted model, not a curated record.
AUGGAUAUCUCCGUGUUAUUGGAUUUAUCUCAACCUUACGAUCUCCAAAAGGUUGAGAUGUUGGAUGAGUUAGUGGGCGUUAUGUAUGGUUUACGUCCUGGUGAUAGAGUAAUUGCAGAUAAAAUAUUGAGCGAACUAAAACAGAAAACUGAUUCUUGGAGAAUAGUUGGUAAUAUUUUGCAACUAAGUACUGACUACAAUACUAAAUUUUUUGCACUAAGUAUUUUAGAGAAGUGCAUUCAAUUUCAAUGGAAAAUUUUACCAUUUGAUCAAAAGACUGGUAUUAAGCAAUAUAUUACUGAAUUGUGUAUUGAACUUUGCCAAGACGAAAAAAUUCUAAAUGAAAAUAAACAUUUUUUGAACAAGACAAAUGAAACUUUGAUUAUGAUCGUUAAACAAGAGUGGCCUGAAAAUUGGGAAAAUUUUAUUACUGAGAUAUGCAAUGCAGCCAAAACAAAUCAAUACAUAUGUGAUAAUACUAUGAAAUUAUUGAGACUUUUAAGCGAGGAGGUUUUUGAUUUUGGUGAAGAUCAAAUGGUUUCUAAAAAGGUUGAAAAAUUAAUGGAUAUAUUAAAUCAACAGUUCCCUCAAAUUCUGUCAUUAAUACUAUUUGUAUUAGCUUCUUAUUUAGAAAACCCACAAAAUAUAAAAGUUAACCUAGUAGUUUCAUCACUACAGUGCUUGUGCCAUUAUUUAAAAUGGAUCCCACUAAAUUAUAUAUUAGAAUGUGACUUGAGGCCUCAACUACCUCAGUCAGUUGCUUCAACUGGUAAUAAUAGUAUUCUUUACAAUCUUCUCCAAUUUCUUUUAGACCAUUUUUGGGGAAAUCCUUCCUUUAGACUCGAAUCAAUCAAAUGCCUAACUGAAAUUUCUCCUUUGAAAUUUGAUGAAAAUACAAAAGAUAGCAAUGGAGGUAUUAACAAACAGAUUGAAGAUCAAAUGGUUCAUAUAUGGCUUUCAAUUGUUAAUCGCAUUAAAGAAGUGCCGAAUGAAUACGCUCAUUAUGACAGUAUACCAAACCUCUCUACAAGUAUGAGAUUGUAUUAUGAAAGAUAUUUUAAUUAUAUCGCACUAUUGCUUUCUAGCUUCAUUAAAACUCAUAGAUUGACCAUUUGUGAGAAAUAUCCUGAAACUAUACAAGGUAUGGAUUUUGCUUUGGAACGUAUGGUAAAUAUAAGUUAUAUUCAAAACGAUGAAAUUUUUAAGGUAUGCGUCGAUUUUUGGCUUCACUUCACCCAACAACUCGUAUAUGAUGUUUUAGAUAAUUCAAAAAAGAAACCAAAUGACACUUCGAUGACAAAUUCUCAAGCCAAAUCUUCACCUUUAUUUUUAUUGAAAAAUGAUUCUUUUGGUAAUAUUGAUAAUUCGGAGUCUCAUAGACAAGAGAAUCCAUUUAACAAUCCCGAAGAAUAUAGUUCUAGAUUAGUUCAUUAUCAAUCCUUAUUGUGCGAUGUCAGGAAAAUGGUAAUAUGUAGGAUGGCAAAACCACAAGAAGUUUACAUUGCAAUUGAUCCUGAAACGGGCGAGGUAACUAGAGAAAAUAUUCCGGAUACAGAUGAAAUAUCUUUAUAUAAAUCUUUGCGUGAAAUAUUAAUUUAUUUAAGUAACCUAGGACAAAAUUAUAUGGAGAAGAUAAUUUUACAAUUGCUUCAGGAGGAAUUCGAAAUUGUUUGUAUCAAUUGUGGAGUUAUUUGCACAUGCAAUUCCUCCUCUGUGAAUCAAUGGAAUCCUAUAAAACUUAAUAGAUUAUGUUGGGCGGUAGGUAGUAUUAGUGGAAGCUUGAGUAAAAAUAUUGAAAGAAAGCUAAUAAUAGAAGUCAUUAAAUCACUUUUGAUGCUUUGUGAGAGAAAACGAGGUAAAGCCAAUAAAGCCGCUGUAGCUAGUUGUGUUAUGUACGUAGUAGGACAGUAUCCUAGGUUUCUCAGAGAUCAUUGGAAGUUUCUUCAAACCGUUAUUAAUAAGCUAUUUGAGUUUAUGCACGAAACAUUUCCUGGAGUAAAAGAUAUGGCAUGCGAAGCUUUUUUGAAGAUCGCAACAAAAUGUAAAAAAUCGAUGAGUUCGAAUAAUUAUAUUGAUGGGAACAAUAAUAGAAAUUCAAAUAAUCAAAUGAUAUCUGGAAUUAUUGAUGGGGGUUCACAGGAUAUUAAGUUUUUAAAGUAUAUGAUAGGAUACUCGCAAGAACUAAAACAACAUCUUGACGACAAACAAAUACUCAUUCUAAUACAAGGAAUUUCACUAACUAUUUCUUCUCUAAAAGAUCUUGAUGAACAAUAUUUGUACAUAAAUGAAUUGCUGCACAUUUUUGAUGUUUUAUACUGGAAUGAUCUUGUUUCCAGAUUGGUCGAAUUAAAAUCAAACCGUGACAACCAAGGAAUAGUUAGUGAGUUAUGUUCAAUGGAAUGCUCACAAAAGUUAAUUAUUAUCGUACGUAUUAUGGAAACAAUUGCAUCUAGCUGUGGAGUUGGCUUUGCUCGUGUGCUUAUUGAAAGGAGCUCAUUUUUAGUUGAGUUUUACAAAUUUUAUUCCAGUUUUAUAACUUCAGAAGUUCAACAAAAAGGGGCAGUUAUUAUUUCCCAUGCUCAUAUUAAACAAUUAAGAAUUUCAAAAAAAGAAAUCAUUAAAUUAAUAAACUCAUUUAUUUCAUUUAUUGCGCCUAGAAAAAAACUAAAGUUAACUGAAAACAAGAAUUUUUCCGGGUAUAUAACAGAUACACAAUCGAUAUUAUACCACAAUAUCACAGGAUCAGAAAUGCUACAAUAUAUUAUACGCCCAAUUUUUAUUCCUGUAUUAGAAGAUUAUCAUGCAUGUAUUUCUGAAAUUAAGGAAUCCCAAGUGCUUAUCUUAUCAAGUACAGUUAUAGUGCGUUUAAAUGAUAUUGUUAGGGCGAACAACGAGUUUUUUAAUACUAUUAUUUACCAUUUAUUUGAAUGCACUCUAUCUAUGAUUAAGGAUAAUUUUCAUGCAUAUCCAGACCACAGAGAGCUCUUUUAUUCUUUCUUGGCCGAUUGUAAUGAAUUUUGUUUCCUGCAAUUAUUCAAUCUGCCAGGAAAUAUAUUAACGCUUUAUAUUGAAAGUAUAAUUUGGGCUAUAAGGCACGAACAACCAAAUAUGGCAGAAAAAGGAUUAAUCGUAUUAUACAACUUUUUAAUGAAUUUGAUCAGCCAUAACUCAAAGGAUAUUGGUAUUCAAAAUACAUGUGCUCAAAAUAAUACGCUUUCUCAAUUUUGCCAUGCAUUUUAUUUAACAAUAAUUAGGGAAAUAUUUGGUGUAUUAACUGAUACAUUACAUACGUCGGGCUUUCAAUAUCAAACAAUGGUUCUUUAUGAGCUAAUUAAAAUUUCAGAGUUUUCAUUAUUUGAAGGGAAUCAAAGCAAUAAACUGGCUCAAAAUAAUUCUAAUUCCUCAUUCAGAUGUGAUAAUUGCCAGGGAAGCACGUGUAAAAUUUCAAAAGUUGGAGUAAUGGAGUAUAUUGCGGACUUACUCAUUAAAUCAUUUAUUACUGUCCAAAAGGAGCAGGUUGAAGUCUUUGUAUUAGAACUUUUUAAUAGUGUUCACAGCAAAACUAUCUCUGAUUUUCAAAGACUUGUACAUGAUUUUCUUAUUCAAAUUAAGGAAUUUACUAAUGAAGAAAGUAAACACAUGUUUGAAAUAGAGAAGGGCAUUGCAUUAAAACGUGCAAUUGAAAUUGAAAAGAACAAGCAGUGGAUGAUCCCCGGCUUGCUAAACCAAGAAAUUGGAUUGAAUUCUAUCGGUUGUGAGGGUGAAGAAGAUGAUAUUGAAGAUGAUGAUGAAUAA